Messenger RNA from Poecilia latipinna (sailfin molly), 2823 nucleotides. RefSeq names its product ADAMTS like 5 (gene adamtsl5). The transcript has 13 exons. Gene Ontology annotation, cellular component: extracellular matrix. The coding region runs from base 705 to 2381 and encodes 558 amino acids. Gene Ontology annotation, molecular function: metalloendopeptidase activity; protein binding. Gene Ontology annotation, biological process: extracellular matrix organization; proteolysis. The record is from RefSeq and is a predicted model, not a curated record. NCBI's taxonomy places the organism in Eukaryota, Metazoa, Chordata, Actinopteri, Cyprinodontiformes, Poeciliidae.
AAAUCUGCCUUUUAGCAGCAAGUCCAGCGCCGCACAGCUGCGCAGUGGAGACGCUUCUCUGAGUUGUGCGCAGCUGCUGCGCUCUGAUUGGCGCAGAGAGGCGUGUUCCCCGCAGGAAUGCGGCGCUCAGGUGGAGGAAGAGUCACCGACUCAGAGCUCUGCGCUCCACAGCUCGCAGGACGCGCUGCGCACCGCUGCUCUCCUUUGCGCACUUUGAGCGGACAGAUCAACCGCAACCUGCUGCUGAUUUGACUUGGAAACUGUUUAAUGUAAAAGUUUCUUUCUCAAUCGGACUGAUUUUCUCAUGACUCACAGCUGGUAAACUUAACAAGUCACUUCUUGCAGCAGGACUGUCCUCAGGAAGAUGCGUUCAUGUUUUCCACGCUCAGCUUUCCCCAGAAGGACCGAAGGGAUGUGAGGCGCUUUGGGAGCCGAGAGCGCAGCUGCUUGGAUGGAUCUUCCCUCCAGCUGAAGGAGAAUCAGUAGAAAUAAUAGAAAUUAUUCCCUACCGCGUGUUUCUAAAGGCGGACCGAACCGGACCGGACCGCAGCCGGACGCGCACAGCCAGCAGAGCGGACAUGGGCUCUGUGUUUGGGUCUGGACACCCUGCAGCGGGGCCGCGCCGCGCGUCACAGCCGCGUCGUUUCACAUCAUGAUGCUCCAUCAGAGCCGAACCCGUCCAUUUUAACCCAAACGGAUCCAGCAUGACCCCAGGGCAGACCAGGAGGCUGACUCUGAACCGGGUCGUGACCUUUGUUUUGCUGCUGGCCGCUCCCGGCUCCCUCGCCCCCCUGCAGAGCGCCUCUUGGAGUUCGGAGUGGGGUCCAUCCAGUGACGCCUCACCGGGGCGUCCGGCGCGCGCCAGACGGCAGCUGCAUGUCAGGAACGAGUGGGCGGCGUGGAGCGGCUGGUCUGUCUGCUCCCGCAGCUGUGGGGGCGGAGCCUCGGUGCGAACUCGCACCUGCAUCACCAGGAACCCGGUGGGCGGACCGUGUGCCGGAGAUCCCAGACAGUACAAGAUCUGCAACACCAAGGUGUGUCCUCUGGGCUCGGAGGACUUCAGAGAGAUGCAGUGUGCUGCGUUCAAUGACCGGCCGUUGGUGUCCGGAAACUCCUUCAGAUGGACAACGUUUCACGGAGGCUCCAGCCCCUGUGAGCUCAGCUGCCUGGCGCUGGGACACAACUUCUACUACAACUUUGGUCACGUUCUGGACGGUACGGCCUGCGACCCGGAGGCCGGAGCCGUGUGUGUCAACGGACGCUGUCUGAAGCCCGGCUGCGACUCCAUCUUGGGUUCGACGCAGCGGGAAGAUGCCUGCAUGGUGUGUGGAGGGCACAACACCACCUGUCUGCACCACAAGAGUGUGUACCAGAGCAGCGGGCUGGAGGCAGGCGGGCCGUUUGGAUACAACGAAGUGACGAUGAUCCCGGCUGGAGCCACUCACAUCCGAGUCACCGACAACAGCAGGAAUUAUCUGGCGCUGCAGAACGGUCGAUCCCAGUUUGUGAUCAACGGAAACUGGAAGAUCAGCGUUCCCGGUGAGUACAGCGUAGCUGGAACCAAGCUGCUGUACCGGCGCUCCGCAGACACCUGGGAGAGCUUCGAGGUGCCUGGACCGACCCAGGAAGACCUGCAUCUGAUGGUUCUGGCGACAGACAGAAACCCAGGAAUCGAGUACGAGUACUGGCUUCCACCGGACCAGUACGCCCAGUACCACGGCAGGAGGAGCCCUCUGCGACAGGCUCACCACACAGCCAGCUACUUCCCCAGAGGCCAGCCCACCACUCCAACCACGACCUCCAGGGCGCCGCCCAGCACCGCCCGGAAACCCCACUGGUUUUUAAAUGCCCUAAAUCCUCAGCGUCUCCCGGCUCCCGGCCUCCACCCGCAGCAUCCUCAGCAGCCAAUCAGCCGCCUGGAGCGCGAGGAAAACCACAGGAACCUCCUUCCUCUGGCUCCACCCGGAAAGAAUUGUGGAAAAUGUCAGAGAGUUAAAGGACGAAGGGAACGCCAGAGACAGUAUUGCAAAAAGGACUUUGUGUUUCGCGGCAGAGUUCUGGGGAAGCUGUACCGAGGCGAGGAGACGCGCUACGACGUCCAGAUCAUCCACACGUACCGGAACCGCUUCCGGCUGGAGCACCGCGAGUUCCUGUGGGUCCCGAACCUGUGCGACUGCCCCGACCUGCAGCCGGGGAAGCAGUACAUCCUGAUGGUACGGCGGCACAUCAACUACGAGCGCACGCUGAACCGCAUCCUACUGGAGGAGGAUAGCUACGUGGUUCCGUACCGGCCCAGAGAGGACGAACUGCUGCGGCCGCUCCAGAGGCUCUGCAGCAACAGAGGGAUGAAAAGUCCUGCAGAAAUAGACGAGGCGGUGUAGUGUGAGAGCGCCAGGCGCAGGCUGACGCGUCAUAUUGUUGGUUUCAUGUGUGAACUUUAAAACGGAAGAGUUGAGGAGCCGCUCGGCUUCACUGGAGGAGGAAACGGGAACUUUUCAGGUUUUACUCUGAAAUCUGCAGGGCCGGUCCAAAGCAAUGCGAGUUUAGGGCUGAUUGGGGCCUCCACACCACCAAGGGCCACCAAGAGCACCAAGCUAAUAUAUAUGUUUAAAAAUAAUACAAACUAAAUUUUAUUACAUGUGGAAAAACAAAUGUUUUGGUUAAUACCGUCCUGUUUUCUGCUGCCUCUGUUGGGGAAAUAUAAAAUCAAACUUGUCAACUUGUUUACUGUAAUUUAGUGUUUGCCAGCUGAAGUUACUUUGAAAUACUUAAAAUAUAAGACACACUUCAAUACACUGCAAAAACAAAAAAUCUUACCAAGUA